CCUCUGUGUGUUUCUGGCAGCAGCGCAGCGUGAAAGCAGUGGGAAGCAGAAACACUAUGGCUGCCACUCUGUCUCUCACUCAGCUUUCCACUGGAAAUCCCAUCUAUGACAAAUACUAUCGACAGGUUGAUCCGACUGGCAGUGGGCGGGUGGCGGCCGCUGAUGCCGCUCUCUUCCUGAAGAGGUCGGGUUUGGCAGACUUGGUCCUGGGGAAGAUCUGGGAUUUGGCAGACUCUGAACGUAAAGGUGCUCUAAACAAACAGCAAUUCUUCAUAGCGCUGCGGUUGGUUGCCUGUGCUCAAAAUGGCCUGGAGGUGGCGCUCAAGAGCCUUCAUUUGGCCGUUCCUCCACCUAAAUUUCACGACACAAGCAGUCCGCAGUUAGCAGGAGGAUCAGCCGGUGACCUUCACUGGGUCGUCAAGCCUGAGGAGAAGAUGAAGUUUGACGCCAUCUUUGAAAGUCUGGGUCCAUCAGGAGGGAUUUUAACGGGAGACAAAGUCAAACCCGUCCUGCUCAACUCCAAACUGCCAGUGGACAUCCUGGGCCGGGUGUGGGAGCUCAGUGACAUCGACAGAGACGGCAUGUUGGACAGAGAUGAAUUUUCUGUGGCCAUGUAUCUGGUGUACAGAGCCCUGGAGGGUGAGCCUGUUCCCAUGUCCCUUCCACCCCCCCUGGUUCCUCCCUCCAAGAGGAAAAAGCCCUCUGUGCCCCCCGUGAUGCCCCUGUUACCCUCGCCCCCCUCCGUCAAAGACAGUCGCUCCGCCCACGCAGCCUCUAAGGCCCUGCCCCCGCCCCCAAGACCCGCCCCAGCUCCCGCCCCAGCUCCUGCCCCAGCUGCCGCCCCAGCUCCCGUCCCAGCUCCCGUCCCAACUCCCGUCCCAACACCAGCCGCCUCCCCUUGGGUGGUGUCGACAGCAGAAAAAGCUAAGUACGAUGAGCUGUUCAGCAAAACAGACGGGGACAUGGACGGCCUCGUGUCGGGACCUGAAGUCAGAGAUAUCUUCCUCAAAACCGGGCUUCCCUCCGCCACACUCGCACGGAUCUGGGAGCUUUGUGACAUUGGCGACAUCGGGAAACUGACCCGGGAGCAGUUUGCUCUGGCGCUUCAUCUGAUCACUCAAAGGCUGACUACAGGACUGGAGCCUCCGCAGAGCCUUUCUCCGGAGAUGAUCCCUCCGUCUGACCGACAGAACAUCAAACAGAACAACUUGGCGAACCUGUCCGCUGACUUCUCUGCCAUCAAGGAGCUCGACUCGCUCAGCAACGAGAUUGUCGAACUACAAAAGGAGAAGAUCACCGUGGAAGAGGAGAUCAAGGAGAAAGAGGACGCCAUCAGACAGCGAAACAACGAAGUGCAGGAGCUUCAGGAUGAGGUGGCGAAGGAGGGCGGGGAGCUUCAGAAACUCCAGAGUCAGAGAUCCAAGGUCCAGGAGGCGUUAGAUGAGCUGGACCAACAGAAAGGCUCUCUGGAGGAGCAGCUCAAUCAUAUUCGCCAGCAGACCAACCAAGAGUCCAAUCUGAUCACCUCUCUGCAGUCGGAGCACGAGGAGCAGGAGCAUAAGAUCUGUCAGUUCGAGGAGGAGCUGGUUCAGGCGCGAGAGGAGCUGCUCUCUCUGCAGGAGGAGAGCCGGAAGCUGCAGGAGAAAGUGCAGGCGGCUCAGGAGCAGCUGACCCCUCUGCAGGAGUCCGUCAGAGACUCCUUCACUCAGGUCGCACAGGUCGGUUUGGGGGAAUCAGUCCAGCAGAAACUGAACGACCUUCAGGUGGAGGAAAGGUCAGUGACUGCUCAGCUCAGCUGGAAGAGAGCGCUGGAGGACAGCUCUCCUGUCAUGGUCAACGGAUCAGGAGGCCCCAACGCAGAGCUGCAUCAAGGGGACUUCUUCCAGGAGGACCAGCCCAAAGAGCUGAAGGAGGAACAACCGGCAGCUGUUUUCUUUGAGCCGAAUGAACAUCCAGAUCAAAACGAGAGAGGAGAGAAUGAAGAGGAAGAGAGUCCAAAGACUUCAGAGGAGGAAAAUAUUAAACGUGAUGCGUUGGAUGAUCUUUACACGAGUCUAGCCUCAUCAGAGCUGAUUUACAAUAAUCUGUCGACCCUCACCAAGCUACAAGAGAACACGGAACAAAGCAGCCCAACACCUGACGUCUGCUCAGAGGUCAUGGAUGAUGGAGAAGACAGCCCACUGCAGGUAGCGUCUCCAGAGCCAGAGAGCAGAGAGGAGGAAGAUUCUUCAGAAAACACCACCUCGUCUUCCUCACCUCCUCAGGUCGCCCCCCCCUCCCUCCCGCCUCUCACCAGCCCCCCCUCCCUGCCUGAGAUGGACUUCUUCCAUCCGGACCCUUUCACUGACCACGAUCCAUUCAAAGAUGAUCCGUUUGGAAAGACAGAAGUUCCAGAUCCAUUUGGAGAAGAUCCGUUUAAAGGAUCCGAUCCGUUUGCAGCGGACUCUUUCUUCCAGGCCUCCAGCGCCCCCUUCUCCUCAGAAGACCCUUUCUCUGCCUCAGCGGACCCCUUCGGUACGACCACUGGAGUCCCAGAACCCGACCUGUUUGCAUCCAAACCCUCUGACUCAGCUCCAGCAGCAGAUCCAGAUCCUUUCAGCUCCAAACCUCCCAACCCAGCUUCAACUGACCCGUUCAGAUCCACGGGGAACAAUAGGGCCGACUCUGACCCCUUUGGAGGCAAAGUGAACGCCAUCGUGGAGACGGAUCCGUUUGGUUCUCAGGACGGAGGGACGGAUCCGUUCAGCUGCGCUCUCCCCUCCUCUGACCUCGCCCUGAAGGACACUGCAGCAUCCAAUGACCCGUUUGCUCCCGGCGGGACGACAGUGAACGCCAGCUCAGAUCCAGAUCCAUUUGCUGCAGUGUUUGGUAACGAGUCAUUCGGAGGGGGCUUUGCAGAUUUCAGUGCGUUGACAAAGUCGAACGGUGCGGACCAGUUUGGCAUCAACAAUAAGAACCUGUUCCAGGAGGAGAGCCAGUCGGUCGGCCCCGAUGUGCCCCCAGCCCUGCCUCCCAAAACGGGUACGCCAACCAGACCGCCCCCCCCCCCUCCAGGUAAACGGUCGUCCCUCUCCAGAACAGAGUCCUCCGAGUCCUUCCAGAGACGAGGACCCUUCCUCCAGCAGCCUCCAGGAGACUUCCCCUCCUCUUCCUCCUCACUGCCUGCCAAGGAUCCUUUAGCCGACCCCUUCGCCCCCUCCUCCCCUCCUCGUCACAACGCUCGGGAAACUGACCGGUUUGCCAGCUUUGACAAACAGCAGCAUCAGUAUCCAACGGAGGAAGACAUGAUCGAGUGGGCAAAGCGCGAGAGCGAGCGGGAGGAAAAGGAGCGACUUGCCCGUCUCACACAGCAGGAACAAGAAGACCUGGAGCUGGCCAUCGCUCUCAGCAAGUCUGAACUCUCCUGAAGGACUCCCCUCUUCUUCCUCCUCUUCCUCUUCCUCUUCCCCUUCCUCUGGCUCGGCACGGCACAGCACAGCCAGAAAAAGAAAGCACCAAAGCAUAGUGGGGACUGUACAGGACUGGUUCAGCAGCUUAAAAACCCCAUGAGAACAGACUGUGUCCACAUCGCAGUAUUGUCUGUCUGUGUGUGUGUGUUUUCCGUCGCCUCGCUCGUGUUUCGGACGGCGAUGGAAAUGUAUGUUCUGAAGAAUUAGAUUUAGAGAUCGAUGCUCCGUUGGUUUCAAGACGCCCACAUUAACUCUCCAGAAUGUAAUUUAUUUAAUGCUCUCAAAAACGACAUUUCAAUUGCCAGAAGUCACUAACAGUACUCGCUACACUUUAUUAAAACACUUUAUAUUGACAAUUUCCUCUUUAUUAGAGCCCCAAAUUCCCAUUAAUUACCUUCCUUUUGGGGGUUUUAUCUGAAAUGAAAUAUUAAACGGUGUGUAGAUUCAGGACAGAAAGCUGGGAAGAUACUGAAACAACUUGUAAGUCUUAUUUGAAACGGAGUUAAAUUUGUAUUCCCGUAGAAUGACAAUUAGCCUAUGAGAUUAUUAAAAAAAAACAUUUCUACUUGUGUAAGUCCUCUGAAAUGUGAAAUGCAUGUGCAGAUUUAUACUUAAAUUGAACAAAUCCACAACGACCACAUUCAGCUUUACAUAUUGUAGUGUAUAGUGUAAUUCUUUGAGAGAUAAUAACAGGAAUAAAACUACAAUUAUCACAUUUUAUAAGAAGAUAUUGGCAUUAAAUGACAGCGCACACUAUGAGGGAUCGCACAAGAAAUACGUGUUUCUGAGGGAUAGAAAUUGAGUCUAAUACCAAAUACUUCUUUUUUCUAAAACGUGGCUGUUAAACUAGUGAGUUUGGACAUUUAAAAGUUAAAAUAGUCAAAGUGGUUGAUCAUAAAUGAAUGUGUAAACUCAUCUAUGCCCACUGUACCUGCUCUGUUUACUCCUAUAUUAAAUGAAGUCAUAUUAGUAUUUAUCCACCGUUAGACACUUCUGUAGCAUGGAUGCUGGAUUUUUAAUUAGAGAAAUCUUAUGAAAAAACGUCCUCACAGUCAAUUUCCAUUUCAAUGUGUGCCACUUUAGUUGGUGCUUCUUCUGACAGCAUGUAUUUACACUUUUUGUUAUUUUUCAGCAGGUGCUUCCUCUCCAAAAGGCUACAUGUUAAUGUUAAAAAUCUUGCACAAAAUCAGUGAAAGUUGUCUUUGUGUUUUGAUGGAGGAGCUUCACUAGUUUGUGUACUUCAGGGUCCGUGGGGAUUUAAGGCACUGGUGUUAAAUCCACUUGUCUGUUAUCACACACAGCAGUUUUUUGGACAGUACUUUUGUGUUUUCCUACCAGAAAAUAAAUGUGCACUAGGCGCUAAACUGUCAAAUGUUUUGUUUUAACGAGUGAAGGCUCGGUUGAAGAGCAGGAGGCGUUUAUUUUCUUAUUUUUUUGACCAAACGGUGAAGAAAACGUCUCUUUUCAGCCAGAAUGAGCAUCGUCACCGCUUCCUCUUGUCAUGCACUUCCUGUUUGUCUCUUGUUGUAGGUUAUUGUAAAUAGUCUCUUCUUCACAGUCACAUUUAACGGCCACCUUACAUUUGUACAGACUCCUUUUACAAAAUCAAGAACCACUUAUAGGCUUACUCAUAAAGGCUUUUUAAAAACUCGAGCUAUAACUGUAUUGUAUUUUGUAUUUUCUAAUGUGUAAUAAAAAAAAUCAUUAUUUGGAGGAUUGGACAGAAUAUGUAAUGCAUUUAAUUGAAGAAUAAAUAUUAAACGUGUAGUUUUGCACUUUGUUUGUU
Trematomus bernacchii (emerald rockcod) is the source of this 5235-nucleotide messenger RNA. RefSeq names its product epidermal growth factor receptor pathway substrate 15 (gene eps15). The transcript has 25 exons. Gene Ontology annotation, molecular function: calcium ion binding; cadherin binding. Gene Ontology annotation, cellular component: plasma membrane; cytoplasm; clathrin coat of coated pit. Lineage: Eukaryota; Metazoa; Chordata; Actinopteri; Perciformes; Nototheniidae. Gene Ontology annotation, biological process: endosomal transport; endocytosis. Bases 57 to 3407 code for a protein of 1116 amino acids. The record is from RefSeq and is a predicted model, not a curated record.